Messenger RNA from Centruroides sculpturatus (bark scorpion), 982 nucleotides. RefSeq lists its product as uncharacterized. The record is from RefSeq and is a predicted model, not a curated record. Bases 506 to 826 code for a protein of 106 amino acids. The transcript is spliced from 6 exons. Lineage: Eukaryota; Metazoa; Arthropoda; Arachnida; Scorpiones; Buthidae.
UUUUAUAAAUGUUUACACACACAUUUAAACGUACUCGGAGACCCAAAUGUAUUAUUUACAAUGGCACGAUGACAAUUGAAAUAGACCUAUACAGAUUGGCAAAAAUAGCGUGAUAGAAGGACGAUAAUUAUUUGCUUUUUAUACAGCCAUACACGCGUGAAAAGACGUACUUCCCGCCAUAUUGUUCCCUAUCCGAACGUAAUGCGAAGAAUCCGGAAAGUCUUCGACUAUAAAAUGUUAUCAAUAUUUUCAAUUAUGCAACUUAGAAUUGCUAAGUACUGUACUUCAUUCCAGCCUAAUCUUUUCAUAAGUCCAUAAACGUGUUACCUUUAUGAUUAUUAUUAUUAUAUGGGGUGGCAUAUAAUAAUUAAAUUGUUAAUAUUGAUUGCGACUGUCGUCUAAAAGAUGUAAUGAAUUAGUAGAAGUGGAUUUAUUAUUUUUGUUUUACAUAUUUAGUCAUUGGAGGUGUUUAAGAAUAGGAAAUACAACUUACUUUUACAGAAAAAUGAAUUUGCGAAGAACGUCGUCGACAUUUCUGAUAUGCAUAAUAUUCGUAUUGAUAGAUAACGCAGAAUCUUUUGGAUUUAUAAGACUUUGCAUAACUUCCGACGACAACACACAAUUCCCAACUCAAUGUGUACUUUGCUCACGUUUCAAACUGCAAUCCAUAUAUCAAGCCUGUACUGGAACUACGGCUCCGCAGAAUAUUCCGUAUACUCAGGCUUAUUGUAUUGUUAACAAUUGUCUUCGGCAAGUCCCUUUGGUUGGAAAACGUAAACGUGAAGCCGGUGCCACAAAGUUAUCUGGUGUGCGUGCAGUUUCCUAAAUGGAAAAUAUUAAUGCGAUUACUUGAUCCGCAGCAUACCGAUGCAAAUUAGUUCUAUUACAUAGUUCCAUUGUUAUGCCAAAAUAGUUAAAUCUACUAAUCGAGUUCGUGUUUCCUAUUAAAAUUUGUAUUAAAUAAUAUAUGUUAUUAAUACUA